AAAAACUCUUACAGAGAAAUCCCGUUACCCUCUUGUCCGAACCGAAACCCUCUCAUUCCGCUCUCUCUCUUCUUUAGCUUUUAUCUCGUCAUGGUGGAAGUGGAAAUCGAUCGGGGCUUCUGGGGUCUUUGAGCAACCGUUCGAGGAGCGGAGGGGGAGAAGGAAGGAGAAGGGGGAAAGAUCGAUGAGCGGCUUGGAGGCCAUGAAUCUGGAAAAGGUGGAGUUUUCUAACGAGGGGAAGGGAGCCAUGUCCGCGGCCUCCUCCUGCUCGAUUUGCCUGGAGCUCGUGCUGAAUCAGGGGGAUAGAUCGACCGCCAGGCUCCAAUGCGGGCACGAAUUCCAUCUAGAUUGCAUUGGCUCAGCAUUUAAUGCAAAGGGGGCAAUGCAGUGCCCAAAUUGUCGGAAAGUUGAGAAAGGUCGAUGGCUUUAUGCAAAUGGACACUGCUCCUCUUCUGAAUUUGAUUUUGAUGGCUGGAUUACUGAAGACAUCUAUGAUCUUGGUUACUCCGAGCUGCCAUUUGGAAUUCAGUGGUGUCCUUUUCGUGGAUAUACUCAACUUGCAUCAUUGUUCGAGGAAGGAGAACCCCAGCCAAAUUCUUAUCGUGAGCUAAUGGGCAACCCAGCAUAUGGAGACCAUUCAAGUGCUUCAAGUAGUUCACAUGUGUGCCCGUACUUGGCCAUGCAUGGGUUUCCUCAUGCUGUGCAUGCUGCACCUUCAAGUUCUGCCGACUCCCUUCCUGAAAAUGGUCCAUUUCAUAGACAUCCAAGUAGCAUGGGAGGACAAUCAUCUGCUGAUAUGAUCAACUCCCACGGUUUUCCUGCAACAGAGCCACAAAACCCCAACUGGCAGCAACAGCAUUCCUUUACACUUCCUUUGUCAGGAAACAACGAUCAGUCUGCAUCUCAAUUUGGUUUAAGGUUAUCUAGAAAUGACACCAGCAGCCAGCAGAGAUUAGGAUCUUUUGUGCAUCCCCACCCCCUUAUGCAUGGUUCUAUUUCUCGCAGUGGGAACAAUUUACUCGGAUCACUAGGACCACCAGUUAUGGGGGAGGCCAGAGGUCAUACUCGUGGGCUUGGCAGUCACAUCUAUCAACAGUCUGUAUCUUCUUCAUCAGUGCGAUCUUCUCCCUUUGCUCCCAUUAGGAGAAUGAGGCCAAGGGGGGUGACUCUUAUUUCUUCAGUUGCAACUUCUUCCUCAGCUGAAAUUGGUGGUUUUUAUGGCUUCUCUGUAUCUGGAUCUGUAAGCAGGAACCAUCAAGAAGGUGAGAACAUCGGCAGACAUAUCGACCAGUUUUAUGGAUGGGGUCGAGAGGGUUUCACACCGCUACCCUGGAUUCCAGUUGAGGGUGAAUCUCAGUGGUGGAGUCCUUUCAAUCCUAAUCAGAAUCCUCAGCCAGGAAGCUUCACUCAAAGAACUGCUUCUGAAAGGGUCACGCAGAGCCGUCCUGAGAAUGGGUUUCAGCGCAUGACCCCUCGAAUGCCACCAUACAUGUGAGGAGUGCUACCGCUCGAGAUGUUUUAAGAUUGAACUUUGCUUCUUCUUUUUCUUUCUUUCUUUCUUUCUUUAUUUUUUGUAUAUCCUCAUAUUUCAUGACUGCUUGUUUUGGACAAGGAAACUGUGGAUGCGGUAGUUUCUGUAUGGGAUUUGGUGUUGUAGACGGUGGUGCUCCUGGAAUGUUUUUGAUGGUUUGAUCUUUCAUAGCCGUCUCUGGCUGUGGGCUGCGCUUUUUUAUUAA
Molecule: messenger RNA, 1736 nt
Organism: Elaeis guineensis (African oil palm)
Lineage: Eukaryota; Viridiplantae; Streptophyta; Magnoliopsida; Arecales; Arecaceae
Product: E3 ubiquitin-protein ligase IPI1
Molecular function (GO): ubiquitin-protein transferase activity
Source: RefSeq, a predicted model, not a curated record